Thunnus maccoyii (southern bluefin tuna) is the source of this 5505-nucleotide messenger RNA. Its product is annotated as inactive dipeptidyl peptidase 10-like. The transcript has 23 exons. The record is from RefSeq and is a predicted model, not a curated record. Gene Ontology annotation, biological process: proteolysis. Bases 2042 to 4111 code for a protein of 689 amino acids. Gene Ontology annotation, molecular function: dipeptidyl-peptidase activity; serine-type peptidase activity. Lineage: Eukaryota; Metazoa; Chordata; Actinopteri; Scombriformes; Scombridae.
AGACUGAUUUCUGAGUGGAUGAAUUGAUUGAAUAAAAAGGAGACGUGCAGAGGUGAAGCAGGACAGUGAAAACUCCUGAGUACCUGCCUCCAUGGCAGACAAGCUGCUAAAUGUUUGAUGGUUAUUUAUAUCUGAUUUAAAACAUUACCAAAAUAAAACCACAGUGUCAGCAAAUUGUUUUAUUUCUCUCAUUCCCUCACUUUGUUCUCUAAUCACCACUCAAUCUCUCAUUUACUCUCGAGCUGUCUCUCUUGUUUGCUUCAUUAAAUUCAUUUUUAACAUAACAAACAUCAAGAAACGUCCAUCCCUCAUCCUAAAAUCGGCACUAGUUGCACCCAGUACACAAGUUAAAGCAGCUGCUGCGUUGGUGUUUAAUCAGUCUGCAGUCAUCUCAGCCCCCAUACUGUAGUUCCUGAACUAUCAGAAAGUACUGCCCCCAGAGCACCUGAAACUAUCUGACAGGAACUAAAUUAAGUUCCUGGUUGCUCCGGUCCAAGCGCAGGUUUUAGUUCCAGAGUUCCUCAAAAAAUUCUUGUUGAAAAUUCUAAGUUGAAGGUAUUGAGAUGUGUAAUUUAUCAAGGGUCAACAGUAGAGUAAAGAGGGAUUUUCUUGAAUUCUUUGCUUUAGAAAAUAAUGUCACUGUGUUGCUGGGACACUUUUAAACACAGCUGAGAUCGCAUGUCACUUUCAUCCUUUGAGUCUUUUUUGAUGAAGCUGUUGUCAACUCAGGAGGAUAGCAGCCCCAUUUUCCAAUUACUUUUGCUGUAAAAUGUUUUAUAUAUAAUUGGUUUUAUACAUGUAUGGCAUAUAAAAUAUGGAAAAAGAACUGUGGUUUGUUUUACUUUGGGAAUCUAAAUGACAAGAGCCCUUUUGAGGAUUUGCUUGCCAGUUAAAAACAAGAAAUCCCUCUGUAUUUCAUAUUUAUUUUCCUGUCAUUAUACUCAAAAGUGUUUUGAGUAUUUGGCAUUCUAUAGCCCUCUUGCUAGAGAUUGAUGCCUCAGAGCUAAAUCAUUGACAUUUACAUGGGAUGGGGACCCUCAAUGAUUUAGAUCUGCCAAAUACAUUAAUGGAAUUCAGGCCUCUCUGGACUGUAAUGUCGAUUUGGGAUUAGACUGGAGUUAUUGCAGGCUCUUCUGUCAGUGUUUCCAUUGUUGAAAGUUGAAGUGUAAUCUCACUGAGCUGAAAUUAGACAAAUCAUUUUAAAUCACUCUUUGUUGUUGUUGUUUUCUUCUCUCCUGUCAAACACUUUGUCUCGUCAGGGGCAUCACUGGGAUCUAUCAGUCGCCUAAUACGUAGCUUGUUUAUUGUGAAUGAAUGAAUGAAUGAAUUGAUACGAAACAACAGCUGUUAAGGUUAAACACAUCAUAGUUUAUUCUGACACGCAUCUGACAUGGAGGUUCAGACACUAGCGACGGUUGGGGCAUUUCAAUUAUAUGUAAAGUAGCUACGUAAAUAAUGCAAAUUUUGAGCAGCACAUGACAACAUCCAUGCAGCUGAGGUUGCUACGGCAACACGUGCACUGCUGUAGGAGGAAAUCAUCUUUCGGAGCUGGGAUGGAGAUGUUUUGAAGGCCAACACACAGAGCAACGAGACAGAACUUCUGCUGAAAAACACGACUUUUGUAAGUGCUAGCUUUUGUUUCUUUUGGAUUGAGAUAAUUUCACUCAUUUCUAUUGGGGCUCACAAAGCUGUAUAAAGCAGAAAUCAACAUGCUAGUAUCAACAAAAUGACACCAGGUUUAAAAUAGUUUAAGAUAUUGUAUUGUAUUUUUAUUAUAGGUAAAAUAAUGUAUGUAUUGCAAUAAGGUUUGGUAGAUAAGAUGACCUAAGAUUGAAUUUUCUGCUUCUUUUUUUGCUGUCUGUUUGUUACUAUGGCAACUCUUUUUGCCAUCGGCAGGUAUUUUGACCCUGCCAAGGUUGACUCAAGUUUCACUGGAACUUUUUACAUGGAUCAGUUUGCGAAAAUGCUUUUGGGGUUUUCAUAUUGACAAAGACUGUUAGACAAAUGUAUCUCCGAAACACUCUAAGCUUUAGAGAGUUUAAUGAAAACAUAUUUCUUGUUCCUCCCACAGGCAACUUUUAAGGCUUCGAAAUUUGCAGUUUCUCCAGAUCUGAACUUUGUUCUUCUGGGAUAUGAUGUCAAGCAGGUGUACCAGCACUCUUUCUUGGCAUCAUACCUGAUCUACAACUUGUAUACAAGAGAGGUACGAGAGUUGAAUCCUCCAGAGGUGUCGGAUUCAGUCCUCCAGUUUGCCUCAUGGGGCGUUCAUGGUCAGCAGUUGAUAUACAUAUUUGAAAACAACAUUUACUACCAAACGGAUGUUCAGAGCAGCUCGUGGAGGCUCACGUCUUCUGGACAGGAGGGGAUUAUCUUUAACGGCAUCGGAGACUGGCUGUAUGAGGAGGAGGUGUUGCACACUCAAGUGGCUCACUGGUGGUCACCAGACAGCUCCAGACUGGCCUACCUCACCAUCAACGACUCCCUGGUCCCUAACAUGCUCCUGCCUCGCUUCACAGGCUCUCUCUACCCCAGGGGGAAGGAGUACCCUUACCCAAAGAUGGGUCAAAUCAAUCCCACCGUCAGACUUUAUGUCGUCAAUCUAGAUGGAAGCUCCCAAACAACUGAGCUGAGACCUCCUGAUAGUUUUGAAAAGAGUGAGUACUACAUCACUAUGGUCAAAUGGGUGACUCAGGAGAAGCUGACUGUGCGUUGGGUGAAUCGAGCUCAAAACAUGUCAAUCCUUUCGCUGUGUGAUGUCACAACAGAGGGCUGCACAAAGAAACACGUGAUGACAUCAGAGAAGUGGCUUGAUCGUCAGAAUGAGGAACCAGUAUUUUCCAAGGACUGCACAAUAUUCUUCAUCACUAUGCCUUUAAAACAAGGUGGUCGCGGAUCAUUCAACCACAUCACCAUGAUCUCCAACCAAUCCGAAGGUCAAGAGGUCAACCUCCGUCACCUGACCUCAGGAAGCUGGGAGGUCUCUCAGAUUCUAGCCUAUGAUGAGAGCACAAACUCAGUUUAUUUCCUAAGCACAGAGGAUGGCGCAACACAACGGCAACUGUACAGGGUCUCAACAGUGGAUCCAUUUCAUAAAGAAUGUCUCACCUGCUCGCUCUUCAAAUCACAGUGCACGUACUAUGACGCCACGCUCAGCCCAAACUAUCAACAUGUUCUUCUCAACUGCAGAGGUCCUGGAAUACCCAAAACUACUCUUCACCAAUUAAAUGAUUUAUAUGACCACAAGACUCUGGAAAGGAACACAGUAUUAAGACAUGCUCUGAUUAACAGGAAAAUACCCAAGUGGGAAAAAAGAACUAUGCAAAUCAACAACUUUGAACUUCAUCUGGAAUUAAUCUUCCCAAUAGAUUUUGAUGAGACAAUGGAGCACCCACUGUUACUGAUCCUUGACAGCGCCCCCGGUGGUCAGGCUGUGAGUGACCGCUUUGAGCUCAGCUGGGACUCUGUACUGGUCAGUUCUGACAGAGUCAUCGUGGCUCGUCUGGACGGCCGGGGCAGCGGCUUCCAGGGCCAGGGGAUCCUGCAGGAGGUUCACCAGAGACUGGGGACUGUUGAUGUUAAGGACCAGAUCACAGUUCUGGAGCACCUGAUCAGGCUACCCUAUAUUAAUGGCAACAAAGUUGGAGUUUAUGGAAAGGCAUAUGGAGGCUUCCUUGCCUCGCUCCUACUCCUCUCCCACAGCUCUGUUUUCAGGUGUGGCAUCGCUGUAGCUCCUAUAACAAACUGGAGACUCUAUGGGUCUGCCUUCACUGAGAAAUACUUUGGCUCUCCAGCGAAAGAGGAUCACAAAUACCAAGUAGGGCUGGAUAUUUCCAGUCUGCUCAGUAACAUCACAGGAGCAAGUCCGCUGAAAUUUCUUAUUAUCCACGGCACAGCAGAUGCCACUGUUCACUUCCAGCAUUCUGCUGAGUUGGUCAAACUGCUGUCCACAUCAAACGUUAACUACACUCUCCAGAUUUUCCCAGAUGAAGGGCACUACAUUGCCUCUGUGAAGAGUCAACACUACAUGCUAAGCUCAGUGAUCACCUUCUUCAAGCACUGCUUCGAGGAGGAGAAGGUCGCUGUCCCGCAGACAUCUGAAGAAGACGACUAGCCUGCAGAACUUCCUGCCGUGAGACCGUUUUUAUACAGAGUAAAGAGUGUAGCAACUGCUCUCAUGAGCCAACAAAGAGAGGCUGUGUUUCCCUCAAAGGCUCCUAUCUGUUAAAGCACUCCAAGAGCAUUAGUGAAAACCUACAGACCAACAGUAUGUAAGAUAAGUAGCGCUACAUCUGCUUGGAAUUGCAAGUCAGCACAGUGACUCAAGAUGGUGAUGAUUAAGAUGUUGAAAUGAAAAGAUGGUAGUAUUGUUGCUGUAAUCUAAUGCUUCAGAUUAUAAUUAUUGUUUGUAAUGUUUGUAUCAUGAACAGAGUACAACUGUCAGGGAAUCAAAGAGACUUGUAUUUUUCCAUUUUAGAGUAUAAUUUUUUUGCUGGCGGUUGUAAUCUACUGUGAAUAUUUAUAUUUACCGCAAGCAAAACAAAUUCACCUAAUACCAGACUUUGGGAGAUCAUAUCACAAAAUAUUUUUUGCACGUGCCUUUACCUCAUUACAGAUCUUAUUAUAUUCUAAAUGAAGAGCCAACACAGUGUCCAUAGCAUUACCAAAAUGCCAAAAUAGAUGAUGAAGAACGUUGUCAGUGCUGAGUGCAUGUGCAUCUUCUGUUGUGGUUGAGUGAGUCCUCAUCUUAUACAGAUGUAAAAAAUAUAUAUAUAUAUAUAUGGUGAUCAAAAUCACAUUCAGGUAAGGAAAUCUAUUAAUGUGAACCUUUGAUGUAAAAAAAAAAUUACAGUGGGUCUUUAGGGGUAUUUAUGUGGAACAUUUUUCUUUUCUUGUUUUGUGUUUGUUGUGAUUAGGGACUCUUUUGUGAGCUCUAAAUAAUUGCAAUUACCCUAUUUGGGGCACAGAUACACACUGUAUGCUGGAUUGAAUAACAUUUUUAUUAUGACAGAACAUUACACUCAUGAGUCAUCAGAGAAGUUGUUGCAUUAUUGUUUCAGAGCAAUAUAACAAUACCUUUUUAAAUCUUUGAAUACUGAAUAAUGUAUUUCGUGAUUAGGUGAAUGCAUUUUUUUUCACAGAUUUGUUCUUCUAAAUGUUUAUGACCAAACAGAUUCUUAACUGUUCUAUGUAGCGUUGUAACAUGAAGACAUGAAGACACAAACUUUGUAAUAAUAACAGUCUAUGCUGCACAGUGUGCUUUGUUCAUAACCAGACUCCUAUAAUAGCUACUGUUUAAUCACUAAAUCCUUUCUUCAAUAAGAUGUACAGUAACAACCGUAAAAUUCUGCUUACACUUCUGCACCGGCUUGAUUCUGUCAAACUGCAACUGAUUCAGUCACACAUAUAUAUAUACUAUACAUUACAGUUAAUAUCCUCAGUAGAUGACAUUUGUAUAUUUAUUAAAAAUUUGUAUGCUGAAAUAAAUUAUUAAGCUAGACAGCCUUA